Molecule: messenger RNA, 2449 nt
Organism: Mugil cephalus (flathead mullet)
Lineage: Eukaryota; Metazoa; Chordata; Actinopteri; Mugiliformes; Mugilidae
Gene: ncaph
Product: non-SMC condensin I complex, subunit H
Exons: 18
Coding region: 115-2196 (693 amino acids)
Biological process (GO): mitotic chromosome condensation
Cellular component (GO): condensin complex
Molecular function (GO): chromatin binding
Source: RefSeq, a predicted model, not a curated record
GUUACGUAAACCGUUCGGCGCAAAAAUUCAAACGCAGAACAGGAAGAAAAACAACGGCUUGCACUAUUCGUGUGUGCCACACUUCUGAAUAUAACCACUUUUAGUAAGGCUAAGAUGAGUGCAGCCUCCACACCCGUGUCCCGGGUUCGUACAGGAUGGACAUCGUCCUCUUUGAAAAGUAAGGGUAUGUCCCCUGCAGCUUGUAGUACUCCUCUGCUGGCAGCCUUCCCCGGCAAUGAUGACGAGCAGGAGCGUCAUCAGCGCAGGAGAUCGAGAGUCAUUGACCUUCAGUCUGCCAAUGAUUCCUCCUUCAGUGAGUCUGCAUCUCAUAGCGCUGUGGGGACUCCUGCUGCCGUGCCCAAGCUGUCAAAUGCACAGAUCUCAGAGCAUUACUCUACCUGCAUAAAACUCUCCACUGAGAAUAAAAUCACCACCAAAAAUGCCUUUGGUCUGCAUCUGAUUGAUUACAUGGCAGACAUUCUCAAACAGAAGGACUCUGAGCUCACUAACUUCAAGGUUGCAGCUGGCACCCUGGAUGCCAGCACAAAGAUCUAUGCUGUGAGGGUGGAUGCUGUUCACGCUGACGCCUACAGGGUGCUGGGUGGUCUCGGGGCUGAAACUAAACCUGGAGAAGGCCAUGGUCCAAAAGAAGAGGACAGAGAUGGUGAAGGACUUGAUGGAGAGGAAGUAACUGCCAAACAACCAAAGAAAAAGAGGCCUCCUAAGAAGACCGUAGAGCAGAACCUGAGUAACAUCAAUAGUGCUGAUUCUGAAAGGAAGUGUGAGGUGGACCCCAUGUUUCAGCGGAUGGCUUCAUCCUUUGAUGAGAGCAGCACGUCUGGUGUCUUCCUGUCAGUCCUCUUCAGUGAGAGCAGUCGCUGUGAGCUGCUGUUUCCCUCCUACAUGACCCUCCUCCAGUCCAGACCCUCCGACUCUCCUCCACCUCCACAGGGAGUCCCUGCCUCCCCAUUCAUGGCUGGACUGCAGCGUUCCCAGGAGAAAAGCUCCAUUUGCCCCUCGUUGCAGGACUUCUCCUUCACUAGCUGGAACCCUGAGCAGACCAUGAAUCAGCUCUUGGAGAAGAUGAAACAGGGCGAACAUGUCUUUGAUGUGAAUGCUGAGCCUGAGCCAGAGGAGGACGACUGCCCUGACUUUGACGCCGACUAUGACGAGGGAUCGGGCGACUAUGAUGAGGGGUCAAAGGAACGCCGGGAGGGUUGUGAGGCCUCUGGCUCGGGCAAGGGCAGAGACGUGAUUCCUAUUGGAGAGGGAGACAUCGCCACUAUGUGUCUGCAGCUGUCCUCUGAGCCCAGAGAAUAUUCAUACUUCAGCCCCAGGACCAUGGCCACCUGGGCUGGACCCGGUUACUGGCAGUUCAAACCAAAGCACAAACUGGAUCAUCUGCCGGACAAGGAGACACGUAAAAGGAAGCCCAAAAAGACCUUUGAAAUAGACUUCAGUGAUGACGUCAACUUUGACACCUACUUCCGCACCACAAGGGCUGCCACCACAAACAGCAAGUCUGCCCUCAGUGCCAGCAAUAAGAAAACAACUCUACCAGCAGACUUCCAGUUUCCCCCAGAGACGCUGUCCCAGCUCAGCCUCAAACCCUCCAGCUCGUUGUGUCAAGAAGGCCAGCGGAGGCUGUCUGGAGAGCUUGGGGAAGGCAUCGGAGAUUAUGACUACAACAACGCCAACGACACAGCCAACUUCUGUCCAGGUCUUCAGGGGGCUGACAGUGAUGAUGAUGUUGAAGGUUUUGCCGGUUCAGAUGAUACACAGCCUUCUGGUGACAGCAUACCUCAGCCCUCACAAGAUCUGGAGGGUGUGUCCACCUACGGGGAGGAGGAUCUGGUGCCUGAGCCACACAGGGUCAACAAGAUUGAAAUCAACUAUGCAAAGACGGCAAAGAAAAUGGACAUGAAGAGACUCAAAAAUAGCAUGUGGACUCUGCUGACAGAAAGCCCAGAAAAACCCACAGAGAGGGUGGAUACUGUGGAGAAACCAGAAGUAUCCGGGGAGAAAGCUUUCACUCAGACCACAAAGACACUUCUUAAAAGGUUGCCAAACACUAUGGCUCAGAACCUGUCUGUGCCUCUAGCGUUUGUCGCUCUGCUUCAUCUUGCCAAUGAAAAGAAUUUGGAGCUGGUCAAGGUUGACGACAUGUCGGAUAUUAUCAUCAAACAAGGUCACUGAGGAGAAAAGAAGCUGAACGGAGUAUAAUACUGCUUUUUCUUAAAUCUCUUCUUUUCCAUUUCUCUUUUCUUUGUUUGUCAAAUGUUUCUCUGUGACUCUUUAUUAUGUUUAAUCCUGUAUUUUAGCAAAUGUGGAAUAAGGAACUGUUGAAAAGUGACCACUUUUAUUCCUUAUAAUAGUUGCAUAACAUAUGUCACGACACAAAAAGUGUAUAUAUAUUGUCCAGAGAAAUAAAAGCCCUUUUUUCUAAAAA